GGUGUAUAGUAGUUAUCACAAAUAACGAGCAAGAGAAAUUUGGCUGUGCUCAGUGUAAUGAACAACAUACAAAAUAAAUGUUUUUCUACAGAAUAAAUCAUAGUUAACCCAAUCUACAUAAGUAUGCACAAAUGCGUAUAUCAGCAUGCAGAAACGGUUGGCCCUUUUUUAAAAGGGAUAUCUAAUUGUGAAAUUUUGGCUACAUAAAAAUUCGAAACCUACGGUAAUGUACUACAUCCUACAUCUUCGCUUACAAUACAACCUAAUAUCACAAUGCUUCGUCAAAAUAUAUCGAACCACCUUCGCCCAUUUUUAAUGCUUCUGGGCGGAUUCGUAAUAGGAUUUUGUUUCUCACAACAGCUCCGCAGCUCAAAUUGUGUAUUUCGUUUGGGUUUGCCCAACGCCAGUUAUCUAGAUCGAGUUGAGGAAUACGAUGAUCAUGUAGAGCUGCUGCAAAAUGAAGAAAUUCUCCAGACACGGAUUUCUAAUACAGAUGAAAACAGCCUAGCCGCGCAACUAUACAAUGAGACUCGAGUACUCUGUUGGGUGCUAACCAGUCCAAUCAACCACGCAAAGAAGGCGAUACAUGUGAAGAAAACAUGGGGUAAGCGCUGCAAUCGAUUGCUCUUUAUGAGUACGGAGACAGACGAUGAACUGGAAAGUAUAAAAUUACCUGUAAAGGAAGGGCGUGGUAAUUUGUGGAACAAAACAAGGGAGGCGAUGAAGUAUAUUUAUGACAAUCACUUUGAUGAUGCUGAUUGGUUUCUGAAGGCAGAUGAUGAUACGUACGUUAUUAUGGAAAAUCUACGCGUAUUUUUAUAUCCUUUAGACACCAAUGCACCGGUCUAUUUCGGUUGCAAGUUCAAAAAGUGGGUUAGACAAGGUUACAUGUCUGGAGGCGCUGGCUACGUAAUGAGCAAAGAGGCCGUCAAACGUUUCAUGAAUUCCGCCUAUCCAAAUACAACAAUAUGCCAAAAUAGCCACGGCGGUUCGGAGGACAAGGAAAUGGGCAAAUGUUUACAAAAUGUAGGCGUGGUCGCAGGAGACUCGCGGGAUGAACACAAACGUGGACGUUUCUUCCCCUCCGGUCCGCAGGGGCAUCUUAUACCGAAAGACAAAUCAAGUUGGUACUGGCGUUAUAUAUAUUAUAAAACGGAAGAUGGGCUCGACUGUUGUUCAGAUUACGCGAUAUCUUUCCACUACGUACAGCCUUCCUAUAUGUAUGUACUGGACUACCUGAUAUACAAUUUGCGUCCAUUCGGCGUUUUUAGACAGAACACAGGACUGCCAGCAAAACGCAAUAUGACUGAAUUAUUAGAACAUUGGCGAAAUGACAAAUCUGAUAAUCCAGUUUAACGAUUGCUUGGAAAAAACAAAUUUGGUAAACGAAAACCAAGCCCAUGUGAAAAGUGCAAUAAUUGCAUGUGGAAAGGUUGAAACCUGCGCUCUGUAAACAGGUAUAUAUGUAGUAUGCGUAUUUUUACCUAAUAAACCAAGGAAAUGUGGGCCUAUCCAAAUGAGCCUUUAUAUGGGCGUACAUACAAAUUUAGUUAUUUGAAAUUUUAUAAAAGUAAUAAGUAAGAAUUUUGACGGUGCAACUAUACUAAAGAAGAAUAUAGCUAAGUGAUAAAAUGUGAUUUGAAACAUUAGGCGUAAAUAAAUAGGAAUAAAUAAAUGUAAUUAAUUUUGUGCCAAAAUCAUAAUUAAAACCUUAAAAUUGGAAUAGUCCCAUAAUGAAAAAAACAUGUCUAUAUUAAAUACAUAAGUAACACA
Messenger RNA from Anastrepha obliqua, 1773 nucleotides. RefSeq names its product glycoprotein-N-acetylgalactosamine 3-beta-galactosyltransferase 1-like. Bases 274 to 1356 code for a protein of 360 amino acids. The record is from RefSeq and is a predicted model, not a curated record. Gene Ontology annotation, molecular function: N-acetylgalactosaminide beta-1,3-galactosyltransferase activity. The transcript is spliced from 5 exons. Gene Ontology annotation, cellular component: membrane. Lineage: Eukaryota; Metazoa; Arthropoda; Insecta; Diptera; Tephritidae.